This is a messenger RNA of Nerophis lumbriciformis (worm pipefish), 2204 nucleotides long. It is a transcript of the gene wipf1b, whose product is annotated as WAS/WASL interacting protein family, member 1b. Lineage: Eukaryota; Metazoa; Chordata; Actinopteri; Syngnathiformes; Syngnathidae. Gene Ontology annotation, molecular function: actin binding. The record is from RefSeq and is a predicted model, not a curated record.
GAGGAUCAUCUGGCCCCGCCCCUUUGCAGACUUGACCACCGCCUGCGCGCGCAGUCGCACACAAGCCUCCUCAUCGCAUCGGCGAAAGCGCUCCGUGGACGACUAACCGGGCCGCGCGCGGUGCUGCUCCACGCGUGCCGAGCUGCAUGCGGCUGCUGCUCGCAUUUUGCGUUUUCAUGAGGACGGAACUGAGGUGCUUCUUCUAUUGUCUGCUCAACGUGCUGCUGAUUCUUCUAUGGACGCAGAUUGAGGUGCAGCGUCCGGUGCAGACAGUGUGACGUGGCCAUGCCAGCCCCGCCUCCCCCUCCUCCCCCAGGAGCCCCGCCUCCGCCCACCUUUGCACCCGCGAGCCGUGGGGAGCAGAAAGGAAGAAACGCUCUGUUGUCGGACAUUUGUAAAGGUUCCAGACUCAAGAAGGCUGUCACCAAUGACCGCAGUGGACCGAUACUCGACAACCCCAAAGGUGGAGGGAGUGCAGGAGGAGGAGGAAGUUCGGGCGGAGCGGGAGGCGGUGGAGGUUUUGGUGGCGGGGCCUCUCCUGGUUUAGGGGGCCUCUUUGCAGGAGGGAUGCCAAAACUGCGCUCUUCAUCCAACCGAGACUCCGCUGACUCCACGCCCCCCAGGGGACCGGCGUACCCCCCAAGUCGCUACAGCGGCCCCAGCCCCUUCAGCAGCGGUGGGCACUCCGGCGGUCCUCCAAAAUUCCCAGGGGCGUCUUCUGUGGUCCGUGGCGGCGUUCUUGACUUCCCCAAGAACCGGACAAGUCUCUCGCCGAGGCAAGACACUCCUGGAGGUCCUCCACCCGUGCCCAACACGCCGCGGCCCAACCAGAACUUCAGUCCCCGCGGUGGGCCGCCACCUCCUUCCGGACCCAGAGCCAGCCCUGCGUCCGGGCCGCCGCCCCCUAGUCUUCCCCCAGGGCGGCACGGGCCCCUUCCUCCGCCGCCGGGGGCACCAAGGCCCGGGUUCUCCACGUCGUCGCCCACGCCAUCCUCCAACAGCGGCAGACCGCCUUUGCCGCCAGCACCAGGGGGGAGGCCCACGCUUCCUGACGACCGACCUCCUCCCCCGCCGGCGCCGGUCGGGGGUCACCGGCCGUCGAUGCCCCGUGACCUUCCCCCUCCACCUCCUCCCGCCGUCAACUGCAAACCUCCCUCGUCUGCUUCCCCGCGCUCUUCUGGGGGAGCGCCGCCUCUCCCGCCCGGGCGCCCGGGACCUCCUCCUCUACCGCCCACGCCGGCCGUGGGGGACGACCACAGCACGCCUCGGCUACCCCAAAGGAACAGCUCGCUCCACAGCAAUUCCCCACAUACCCGCACGGGACCCCUGCCUCCGCCGCCCAACGAGAGGCCGCCAUCCUUCGGAAGAAACCAAAGUUCACCACGCGCAGGGCCGCUUCCUCCGCCGCCCCCCGCGGGUCGCAAUGUGGGCGGCGGCAGCGUGAGGUCAUCGCCGGGGCACUCUCCGAUCGGACGGAUGGGAUCGGAUUCCCCUCGUGGCGGCCCCGGUGGCAGACCCCCUCUGCCUCCGGACAGACCCGGGGCCGGGGGCGCCCCUCCUCCGCCGCCGCCGCCCAUGGGCAACGGUUUCCUCAACUCGCACCACAACCAGACACACGAUGACUGGGCGGCUCGCUUCACUUUCCACCCGGUGUCGGACCUGCCGCCGCCAGAGCCGUACCAGCCCUUCCACAAGACCUACCCCAGCAAGAUGGGCAAGGCGGACAGCAGAGGUUCGGGUAAAAAGGAACGAGGCGCUCCCCCUCUUCCUCCUACACCCAGGUGAAAAAGAUGAAGACAAACAUGCGAAGUGGACCAAAAGGACGGACGACAAAAGUGUUAAGAGAGGGGGGAGGGGGGGACUAUGUUUUUGUUUGGAAGAGUUUUAUCCACUAAUCAGACAAACGUUCCAGCCUCCACUAUCACAAGAUUCCAGUUCAUGCUUUGCCUAAUAUUUUAAUUAUUCCACAAUGUGUGUGUGAAGAAGUCGUUCAUUCGCACAAAACCAAUCAAAGUGUCACUCAGCUUCCUCAGGGGAUCCCUUUUUGUCCUUUUUUUCGGCUUCAAAUGUGGCGAGUCGUGUUCAUAUCGUGCCUUUUCCUGUCGGCCUGCUUCACGGCGUGGAAGGAGAUCCGCCAGGGAUGACCCCCGUGUGCCUUAAAGCAGAUAAUAUAUGACAAAUUGAGAAUAUUAUGCAGAUAAAAA